Messenger RNA from Tetrapisispora phaffii CBS 4417, 795 nucleotides. RefSeq names its product N-terminal L-serine N(alpha)-acetyltransferase NatD (gene NAT4). The transcript has a single exon. The record is from RefSeq and is a predicted model, not a curated record. Gene Ontology annotation, cellular component: nucleus. NCBI's taxonomy places the organism in Eukaryota, Fungi, Ascomycota, Saccharomycetes, Saccharomycetales, Saccharomycetaceae. Gene Ontology annotation, molecular function: protein N-terminal-serine acetyltransferase activity; histone H2A acetyltransferase activity; histone H4 acetyltransferase activity. Bases 1 to 795 code for a protein of 264 amino acids.
AUGGAUGAUAUUGUAAAAUUUGUUAAAAUUGUGGACUCUCAUUAUCCAGAUGAGAUAUAUGUGAAUAAAAACCUGACGAAACUAGUCAAGAAAAUAAUAGUAGUCGAUUCUGAAACCGAAGAUAUAAAGAAUUCUGCUGAGUUAUACAAUGGGAGAUAUUUAACGUACUCUCAAAAUAAAGAAGAAUGUGAAAUUGAAUUUUCAAAAAUUUUAACAAUCUUAGAUAAUAAUUUAGGAGAUAUAUACACAAUCAAAAAUAAAAAGUUGUAUGGGAAUUCGAAACCUUGGAAAGAGAAUAAAAUACAAGAAAUGAAGACUGAAGGUUUAAUAUAUGUAGUUUACCAUUUGGAAGACGAAAAAAAAACGGUUUCUUUAUAUUUGUCAUUCACAUUAACAAAAGAAAGUGGCUUUUUGCCUGAUAUAGAUGUAUUUUCACCAGUUAUAUAUUUAUAUGAAAUUCAAUUAACACCCGAAGUAAGAAAUAAUGGUCUAGGUACCAAGUUAAUAGCUGGUUACCUCAAAGAUUGUUUAGUGGAUGUUCAUGAAAAUAUCCAUAAAGAUAUAAUUGGAAUUGAAUUAACUGUAUUUUCAGAUAAUACCAAUGCAAUUAGAUUUUAUGAGACAAUCGGAAUGAAAUUAACACCAGAUUCUCCAAAUGAUAAAACAAUAAAUUACGGGCAUAGAAUUAAGACUAGAAGUCAAAAUAGUUCGAAAAAGGGAUCAAGUUCAGAUAAACCGACUUCAUUAUCAGUAGUUAAAAAACCAGAUUACUAUUUAUAUUAUUUACCUUUAUAG